UACUUCUUCUCUCUACAACUAUCCUAUCCUUUCUUGUUUGUUGUCUGUCUGCGUGACAGUGUGCCAUUGUUAUUAUCCACCCAGACGGAGUAUUAAUCUCUCUCUCUCUCUCCCUUACACUUCACGCCAAAUGCCUGCUUCUGUUGUGCUCUGUUUUCUCUCUCUCUCUCUCUCUCUCUCACGCUGUACACUCCAUUUCAAUAUGCCACUAUGAGAGAGAGAGACACGGAAACAAAGCACUGACUUUAAUCUAAAGCUAAGCUAAUAGAGUAAUAGGUAUCAGCUAGCUAGCUAGCCGUCCUCUCUUCUGCUCUCCCUUGAGAUAAAACCCAUUCUCUCUUGCCCUUUUGCUUUUUUCGUCUGUCCCGGAAUGGUGGAGAAAGUUUUGUUCCCUGGGAUCAGGAAGAUGGAGUUUGCUCUUGCUUGCGUACUGGCUCUCAUUUUGCUUUCGUUUCCUCUUACUUCAUGUAUCGGAGACGAGGGUAAAACACUUAUGUCUAUUAAAGAAUCUUUUAGCAAUGUCGCUAAUGUGCUGCUAGACUGGGAUGAUGUCCACAACGAAGAUUUUUGCUCAUGGCGGGGUGUAUCUUGUGGCAAUUUUAGCAUGUCGGUUGUUUCUCUGAACCUGUCAAAUCUGAACUUGGGAGGUGAAAUUUCACCAGCCAUAGGCGAUUUAAGGAAUCUGCAAUCUAUAGACCUUCAAGGAAACCAAUUAACUGGUCAAAUUCCAGACGAGAUAGGAAACUGCAUAUCGUUGAUUCUGCUUGAUCUGUCUGAUAAUUUGCUCUAUGGUGAUAUACCCUUCUCAAUCUCAAAGCUAAAGCAGCUUGAAUUGUUAAACUUGAAGAACAACCAACUUAUAGGCCCCAUUCCAUCAACUUUAACACAGAUUCCCAACCUGAAAACUCUUGAUCUUGCUCGAAACAAACUCAGUGGUGAGAUUCCAAGAUUGAUCUAUUGGAAUGAAGUCUUGCAAUAUCUCGGUCUGCGAGGCAAUUACCUAACUGGAACGCUGUCCCCUGAUAUGUGCCAGUUGACUGGCCUGUGGUAUUUUGAUGUACGGGGCAACAACCUGACUGGGACAAUUCCAGAUAACAUUGGCAAUUGUACAAGCUUUGAAAUCUUGGACAUUUCAUACAACCAAAUUACUGGAGAGAUUCCUUACAAUAUCGGAUUUCUGCAAGUUGCAACUCUGUCUUUACAAGGCAAUAGGCUAUCAGGUGUAAUUCCUGAGGUUAUAGGUCUAAUGCAAGCACUUGCCGUUCUGGACUUAAGUGAGAAUGAACUAGAAGGGCCAAUUCCACCUAUUCUUGGCAAUCUGUCCUACACUGGGAAGCUGUACCUCCAUGGAAACAAGCUUACCGGCUCAAUCCCACCAGAAUUGGGAAAUAUGUCAAAACUUAGUUACUUGCAACUAAAUGACAAUGAACUAGUCGGCAGAAUCCCUGGUGAACUUGGGAAAUUGGAGCAAUUAUUUGAACUGAAUCUUGCGAACAACAAUCUGGAAGGGCCUAUUCCUGAGAACAUAAGCUCUUGUAGGGCUCUGAACCAGUUGAAUGUGCAUGGAAACAACUUAAACGGGUCCAUACCUUCUGGUUUCCGGGAUCUAGAAAGCCUGACUUAUUUGAACCUUUCUUCCAACAGAUUCAAGGGCACCAUACCUUUUGCGCUUGGGCGUAUAAUAAAUCUUGAUACACUGGAUCUCUCCGGCAAUGAAUUUUCUGGAUCCAUACCUGCUUCUGUUGGUGAUUUGGAGCAUCUUCUUACAUUGAAUCUAAGUCACAACCAUCUUGCUGGACGUAUACCAACUGAAUUCGGGAACUUGAGAAGUAUUCAGAUUAUCGAUAUGUCUUGCAACAAACUCUCUGGUGCUAUCCCUAAAGACUUGGGGCAGCUUCAAAACCUUGGCUCACUCUCUCUUACAAAUAACAAUCUCAGUGGACAAAUUCCCGAACAGCUAACUAAUUGUUUGAGCCUAGUCAGUCUGAAUGUUUCUUACAAUAAUCUCAGUGGUGUUAUUCCCAUUAGCCGGGACUUUUACCGGUUUUCUCCUGACAGUUUCAUCGGGAACCCAUUACUUUGUGGCAACUGGUGUGGUUCUAUAUGUGAUCCAUGUGCAUCAAAGUCUAAAGCUGUUUUUUCAAGAACCGCAGUUAUAUGCAUAACACUAGGAUUCAUUGCUCUUUUAUCCAUGGUGAUAGUUGCAGUUUACAAAUCCAACCAAGCACCACAUUUCAUGAAGGGACCUACAAGUACUAUAGGUUCUGCAAAACUUGUAGUUCUUCACAUGGAUAUGGCUAUUCAUACUUACGAGGACAUAAUGAGAAUCACUGAGAAUUUGAGUGAGAAAUACAUAAUAGGAUGUGGUGCUUCGAGCACUGUAUACAAAUGUCAUCUGAAAAAUUCCCGACCAGUUGCCAUUAAGCGAAUUUACACACAGCAUCCCUAUAGCUUGCGUGAGUUUGAGACCGAACUGAAUACAAUUGGCAGCAUAAGGCACAGAAAUGUUGUUAGUUUGCAUGGUUACUCGCUGUCUCCCCUUGGAAACCUCCUUUUCUAUGACUACAUGGAGAACGGUUCACUAUGGGAUCUUCUUCAUGCAGGUCCCUCUAAGAAGGUUAAACUUGACUGGGAGACGCGUCUAAAAAUUGCUGUUGGAGCUGCUCAGGGGCUUGCGUAUCUACACCAUGAUUGCAACCCAAGAAUUAUCCACCGGGAUGUAAAAUCUUCAAACAUUCUGCUGGAUGAAAACUUCGAGGCUCAUCUCUCGGACUUUGGGAUUGCAAAAUGCAUAUCUUCAGCGAAAACUCAUACUUCAACCUAUGUUCUUGGCACCAUAGGUUAUAUCGAUCCAGAGUAUGCCAGGACUUCCAGACUAACUGAAAAAUCAGAUGUCUAUAGCUUUGGGAUUGUUCUCUUAGAGCUCUUGACAGGAAAGAAGCCAGUGGACAAUGACUCGAACUUGCAUCAGCUGAUACUGUCUAAGGCAGAUAACAACACCGUGAUGGAGGCUGUGGACUCUGAGGUAUCAGUUACAUGCACGGAUUUGAGCCAUGUCAGUAAAACCUUUCAACUUGCUCUUCUCUGCACGAAACGGCUGCCAUCAGAGAGGCCAACAAUGCAUGAAGUUGUUAGGGUCCUCACUUCUCUGCUUCCACCGCCUCCACUGAAGCCUUGUUUGCCUCCGUCAAAAUCCAUAAACUAUGCACAGUUUUUGGUAGGGAAGGGACAGACUGAAAACCAGCAGGAUGGCAAUUCCUCUGAUGCACAAUGGCUGGUGAGAUUCCGGGAAGCCAUAUCCAAAAACACACUUUGAAUCUGAAGGUGUAAGGUUUGUUUAGCCAAAGUUUUGUUGAUGUUGGCUGUUUUUGAUACAUGGUUUAGGACUGAUCAAAGAAAGAUCUAAAUGCCUAGAAUGUCUGAUCUGAUCAUAUAUUUUGUAGUAAUAGAUGUUAUCAUCUGGAAAUUGUACUGUCAUGCAUCUUCUUUUCCUCUUUCCCUGUAUAGUACCAAGUAAUGCAACUCUGUCUAUGCCUUAAUCUAACUAUUUUGCACUUCACAAUGGCUU
Ipomoea nil (Japanese morning glory) is the source of this 3568-nucleotide messenger RNA. RefSeq names its product LRR receptor-like serine/threonine-protein kinase ERL2. Gene Ontology annotation, molecular function: protein kinase activity; receptor serine/threonine kinase binding; ATP binding. The record is from RefSeq and is a predicted model, not a curated record. Gene Ontology annotation, biological process: protein phosphorylation. The transcript is spliced from 27 exons. Bases 371 to 3316 code for a protein of 981 amino acids. Lineage: Eukaryota; Viridiplantae; Streptophyta; Magnoliopsida; Solanales; Convolvulaceae.